UGCCCCUCUCCACUCUACCGAUGAGGUCGCCGCGCCUCCGCCGCCAACCGCCGCCGCCGCCGCCGGCGGCUGCUGCUGCUGCCGCCGCUGCUCCGGAGCAGUUCCAUGCCGGAGACGCCGUGGAGGUGCUCCCCGACGAGCCCGGCUACCGGGGUGCCCACUUCGCGGCCUCCGUCACGGCCUCCCACCCCAACCCUCGCAGCUACACCGUCGUCUACGACGCCUUCGCCGCCGCCGCCGACGGAUCCGGUGGCUCAUCCAUCUGCCCGCUCAGGGACGUCGUCCCGGCGUCCCGGGUCCGCCCGCGCCCGCCGCCCGACACGCCGCGCGGCGAGCAGGAGCACGCCGUCGUGGACGCGUUCAAGGGCGGGGCGUGGUGGGUCGGCGUCGCGCUCGGCGGGGGCCGGGCGGGCGGGAUGGUCGCGGUAUGCUUCCCGGAGACGAGGGAGGUGGUGGAGUUCGACGCCGCCGACGUCCGGCCCCACCUCGAGUGGGUCGCUGGCGAGUGGCUCUCCCCGGAGAAAAUGGAGAUAUCUAAGACAAUGCCAUAUACGAAAGGAUCACAGGUGGAAGUUGCCAAGUUAGAAGGUAAUCCUGUUGUUGCUUGGUUCUCUGCAAUUGUGGAAAAGGCCAUCUGGAAGAACAGUGUUUUAGUGGAUUACAAUUGUUCAAAGAGUGAUGGUAGUGCAUUGCCCAAGGAGAUUAUUCAUCUUAAUCAUAUCAGGCCUUGCCCGCCGCAUGCAUCAUCUUUUAGUUUCCGCAUCAAUGAUGAGGUUGAAGGCUUCCAAGGCAAUGGCUGGUGGCUGGGGGUGAUUACUGAGGUUCAUCCUGAAUUUAGUUAUACAUUUCAGCCAGCACACUCAGGAAAGGAGGUUCAAUUGGACCAAAAGACACUUAGGCUUCGGUAUGACUGGAUCGAUGGUCAGUGGCAGCAAGUUUCACAGAAUGUUUUGACAGAAAAAAUUGGCGAAGGCAGCAAGGUUGAAGUUACCAGUAAUGAUGAAGGUUUUUGUGGAGCUUGGUUCCAGGCGACUGCUGUAAAAUAUGUUAACAACAAGAUUUUAGUGGAGUAUGAUGCACUGAAAGCUGAUGAUGAAAUCACCCCUUUGACAGAAACCAUAGAAGUUCAGCACGUCAGACCCUGUCCUCCAGAUAUCACUGUAAGCAGUGGUUUCAAUUUACUUGAUGAAGUUGAUGCUUGUUGGAAUGAUGGAUGGUGGGUUGGUGUGAUAUCGAAGGUUAUCAGUGAUCAGAGAUACAUGGUAUACUUCAGAUCUACUGGUGAAGAGAUUGAAUUUGGGCAUGAACAGCUAAGGUUUCAUUGUGAUUGGGUGGGUGGAAGGUGGAUGCGGGCUUCCCUGGGAUUGGAGGCUUGGGGCUGAAGAGGUGCACACGCAUUUUUGCCCAGAAACCUGGGUUAGUACCCAAAAGAAUGGUUUCACUAACAUUAGCCUUGCUACGGAAGUUGUCUGAUGUACAGUGAAAGUUGUCUGAAUGACCUUUCUGCAUCGACAACGCCAUCAGCAGUUGAUCUGAAUGUUUGUCAUUGGGAGAUCCUCAAAUGUACCAAGUAAGCUGUGGCAUUUUCUGCAGAUCUGAAAAUGUUCUAGAUAACUGACUUUUGGGAAUAGAGAUUCUAAUUUAGGGUAACAUAACUCAUAUUUC
Molecule: messenger RNA, 1665 nt
Organism: Oryza brachyantha (malo sina)
Lineage: Eukaryota; Viridiplantae; Streptophyta; Magnoliopsida; Poales; Poaceae
Product: protein AGENET DOMAIN (AGD)-CONTAINING P1
Exons: 4
Coding region: 21-1382 (453 amino acids)
Source: RefSeq, a predicted model, not a curated record